Molecule: messenger RNA, 1803 nt
Organism: Myotis myotis
Lineage: Eukaryota; Metazoa; Chordata; Mammalia; Chiroptera; Vespertilionidae
Gene: PLA2G2C
Product: phospholipase A2 group IIC
Exons: 5
Coding region: 39-758 (239 amino acids)
Biological process (GO): fatty acid biosynthetic process; arachidonate secretion; phospholipid metabolic process
Molecular function (GO): calcium ion binding; phospholipid binding; signaling receptor binding
Source: RefSeq, a predicted model, not a curated record
GCUUUCGGGAUGAAACCGCUCAGAAGAACCAGCAGGAGAUGGCAGCUGGCCUGAGCAUGAGAAAGCUUUGGUACCAUUCCCAGUUCUCACCAGGACUCCUGAUUAGAAGACACUGUCCCGUGCAGAGAGCCACGUGUGAAGGGGGCGUGGAGAAAUUGGCCCACAAGCCACCAAGUGAUCCGAGGUUUGGAAAAGGAGCUGGGAAUGACUCCCAGGGGAAUGGGCUCUCACCUAGCCGCCCCCUGGCGACCCGAGGAAGCUGUGAUCAAGGCGCCUUGGACCCCCUCAUCCCCUCGGGAAUGAAGGCCCUCGGGGUGCUCCUGGUCUUCACGUCCUGCUUGGUAGCCCCCACCCACAGCAGCUUCUGGCAGUUUCAGAGGAUGGUCAAGCACAUCACAGGGCGGAGUGCCUUCUUCUCCUACUAUGGCUAUGGCUGCUACUGUGGGCUCGGGGGCAAGGGGACCCCCGUGGACGACACUGACAGGUGCUGCCUGGCCCACGACUGCUGCUACGAGAAGCUGAAGCAGCUGGGCUGCCAGCCCUUGUUGAGCAGCUACCAGUUCCACAUCGUCAACAGCACCCUGAUCUGUGAGUGCGCCCCUGGUCCUGGUGUCGGCUGCCUCUGUGGGCUGCGGGCCUGCGAGUGCGACAAGCAGUCUGCAUACUGCUUCAAAGAGAACCUGCCCACCUACGAGAAAAACUUCAAGCAGUUCUUCCUGAGCCGGCCCCGGUGUGGCAGGCGUAAACUCCAGUGCUAGGGGGCCACGGGAAACCCUUGUCUGUCAGUAUCCGCUCUAGGAUCGCUUCCGGGAAGCCCUCUCCCAUCAUCCCAACAGGCUCCAAUCCAUGCAGCUCACUCGCCAGCAUCUGGCUGGGAAUACUCCUUUGUCAUUCAGCACCAGAGGGCUGGAGAACAAAGACAAAAUCCUGGCAUUCAAUGGAGGGAGACAGACCAUACAUGUAUCCACAAAUCAGUGACACAUUCCCAUGGCAGUAGGGGUGGGAGACAAUGAAACAAGGUGACAGCAUAGAGAUGUCCCCAACACCCACCCUAGGGAGUUCCCAGGAGGGAAGAAGCCCCAGGAUCUUCCCUAAAGUCUCCCUCCACCCCCACCCCAAAUCAGGAUGCAGGGCAGACUUGGGGAAUGGGCCCACAGUCCAGAUCUAGUUGUGAGCAGAGCGAGGUCUUGGCACACACGCCACGGAUCCUUGAGGCACACUCGGAGCUUGUCUCUUGUUGGCUCGAGUUCUGCCUUCUGAAAAGGCUCAGGGGAGAGAAAAUUGAUGCCAUCGUCACCUCUCAGGAGACAGAGCAUGAGAGCAUCAAAAAGCAGCACCCGUGUUCUCACCUCUCUGCAUCCUUACCUCCUGUGAUGUGACACUCUGCUUUUCCCAUUAAGAAGUAGAGUGUUUCCCCCACCCCUUGAAUCUGAACUCUGAACUGGGCUUGUGACUUUCAUUGGUCGAUAGGAUGUAGUGGGACUGAUGGUCUACCAGUUCCCCAGUCUAGGUGUUAGGUCUAGUGCGUUCGGCUCUCUCAGCAUCCCUGCCUCCACCAUGAGGAAAAGUCUGGCUGCCCUGUCGGAGGCUGGGAGCCCACCUGGACCAGAGUCAUCAGCCCAGUUGUCUCCACUGAGUCCUCAGACACGUGAGAGUGCUUGGUGAAGAUCUGCAAAGCCAACUCAUAGCUGACCACAGACACACGCCUGAAUCUAGCCAAGACCAAACAGCCGCCCGGCUGAGCCCAGGCCGAAUUGCCAACUUGCAGAAUCGUAAGCGAAAUAAAGGCUGCUGUUUCAAGUC